ACCACCUAAAGAUACACAUAACUGUACAUAAACACACAAUUUGAUUCAAUCCCUACACCAAACACAGAUCAUUAAGAUGAGUAGCAGGCCACAUUCUUGCAGACUCCAUCCCUGCCGACCUGAUCAUCCCGUAACAUCUUUAUUUGUGCAAAGCCUUAAGUCUUCAUUAGACUCUGGGGAUGAGGUAGCCGUAACCGAACUGCUGAGAUGCCAAGUCAAACAUGUUGAUGCCGUCAUUGAGCUUUCCAACGAUGAUUGGAUGAAGGAACCAUCUGCACGGAUCCCACCACAGGUCCUCCUGGGUUUGUGGACUCUUGAAUAUGCACAAGAGCUCACCUCCCCAUUGUGCAUCACCAGCUCCAGAGGCUACACAGGGUGUGUUCGCUAUCUCCUGCAUCGUCGUGCCGAUCCCAAUGCAGCCCCAGGGGGGCGCUCUCCUUUGCAUGAAGCCUGUGCUAGAGGGCAUGUGGAUUGCGUCCAACUCUUACUGCAAUAUGGAGCUAAUCCCAACCAAAUGAGCGAUGACGGGCUGUGUCCCUUACACUACUGUGACACUAACAGCUCAUUACGGUGUGCUGAGCUACUUCUCCAACAUGGAGCAAUAGUAAACCAGACUACAGAAGAUACAGGAGACACCCCACUUCAUGUUGCUUGUCAGCUUGGCCUCCUAGACCAUGCCAAGCUCUACCUUAGCCGUGGAGAAAAUGUCAACUUAAAGAACCGGGAGGGGGCAACCCCACUAAGUGCAGCAUGUAAAGGCAAAGGAGGAGAUAAAGAUGGCCGCUUGGAGAUAUGCUGUCUUCUCUUACAGAAUGGAGCUGACCCAGAGACACAAGACCAGCAAGAGAGGAGACCUCUACACCAUGCUUGUCGAGGGGCUGAGCACCAGCUGGUAGAUCUGCUUCUUGCCACUAAUGUCGAUGUUAAUGCAGCAGACUAUAAUGGGAUCCUACCCCUGAGUUGUGCACUGCAGAGCGCUGACCUACAGCAAGACAAGAGACCCCAACUCAUUGUACGUGCUCUGCUCAACCAUGGAGCACGCUGCGUUUGUCCAGAGGCUUUUGGAAAGGUCCUGCAUUGCUGUUCUGGAAACCCUGAAAUUAUAUCCCUAUUAUACAACUCAUAUAAAAGCCUGAGAGUUUGCAGCCGUUGGAAACUUGAGAUCCCAGAUGAUGUGCUCCAGACUCACCAAUCCUUCUACACAACAUUCUUCAACCUGUCUGGUUCCGUUCGUUCCUUGCAGCACCUGUGCCGAUUUGUUCUCCGCAGACAUUUUGGCAGCCAUUGUCACUGUGUAAUACCCUUAUUACCAGUGCCACAACCCAUACAGGACUUCCUGCUGCUGAUCAAUGGAGAUCAUUUAUUCUAAUGGACUACAGCUCCCUUGAUGCACUGCAUGCAACAUAUAAGUUACUCGGCUGUUACUGGACUGCAUUUAAAGUGUGUGAAUCAGAAAUGUUUGUGAUUAUUAAUCUGAUUUUAUUUUCUAUAUAAUAAAAGCUUUUGCAGAAGUUUUGCUUUAACUUUAUGUAACUAGUUUCUGUUACACUUUUUAAAAUUCUUUUUUGUGAAUGCAGACACGUGUAUGCAAAACAUAGAUAGACAUAGGCAAUAGUUAAAUAAAUAAAUAAAAUCACAGUUUUUUUUUAUACCCCAAUAAAAACAUGCAUGCACUUAAUUGUGCAUUUAUUCAUUGUUGGUUUAGCGCAAAAUGACUUGCAAAAGCUGCAGGUGUGUUUUCUAAAGCUAUUGCAACCCCUCCCCUUCUAACCCUGCCCAUACUUUCUGUAGCUGUCCAAUCACAGACUUCCCAAUGCAGCUCAAUGAUAAGACUUUGCAAGGCAGGUGCUUUGGGCUAUUGCUGCCUCUGGAAUUUAAUUCCACUAAACCAAACAACCAGGAAGUGUGAAUGACAGACAGGGGGCUGUAAACAGGGUUAAUGUAUAACAGUGCCAAUUUCUAUUGAAAUCUAUUGAAAGAAUGUUCACACAUAUUCCUGAGGAAGUCCAACUGGACAAAACAUUUUUGAUUGCUACUACUUACCUUUGGACUAUUUAUCUUAUUUUGUUUGUAGUAAUUACCUUUAUAUUGUAUGUUGCUGUCUGCACUUUAUCUUAUUGAGAAGAUUUUCCC
This is a messenger RNA of Pelobates fuscus (common spadefoot toad), 2133 nucleotides long. It is a transcript of the gene ASB18, whose product is annotated as ankyrin repeat and SOCS box containing 18. Gene Ontology annotation, molecular function: protein binding. The coding region runs from base 77 to 1369 and encodes 430 amino acids. The transcript is spliced from 5 exons. The record is from RefSeq and is a predicted model, not a curated record. Gene Ontology annotation, biological process: intracellular signal transduction. Lineage: Eukaryota; Metazoa; Chordata; Amphibia; Anura; Pelobatidae.